AAUGUCACGUCAAUGUCAAAAUUGUCAACAAAACGUAAAUGUCACUACAAAAUUCACACUGAUUCCCUCAAUCACAAAACAAAAUUCAAUUGCAGUGCACAUCUAUUUGGUUAUGACGUAAAUUAAGCGUAAAAAUUAAAAAUGAGUACACCCGAUAAAACCUCAAAAACAUCUACCACAAGCUUGAAGUCCGCCGAUAAAACCUCCAAAUCAUCCGUGAAGUCUACUGGAAAAUCCUCGAGUCAAAGUGUGAACACAUCUCGAAGUAACUUCGCCGAACCCUAUGUUGAUAAUUACUAUGAGACGUGCCAAGACCCAGUCUUCAUCUACGGAGGGCCGUUCAUCCAAGUUAAAAGGCCGGAGCCUUUUAUCGAUUCGAUAACACCAAUAAACCUGGAGUUACAGGCCACUUUUAAACAGAGUUUUGCAUAUUAUUCUAUGAAAGAGAGAAUUCCAGUAAUUCUGACCAAAGUUAUAGAUGGUUUAUCAAAAAGGGGUGACCCAGACUCGAGAAAACUAAUAGAAUAUGUAGCCAGGCUCAAAAACGAAAUAGUUACCAACAAGAAAUAUUCCAAAUUCGAGGUGGACACAGCUGAGGCCGGGCAAUGGAACGAGUGGCUCGACUCGCGUGAGGCGAAUACAUAUUUCACAGACGUAUGGGUUUUCGCCGAGUGCUACGUGUACAGGAGAUUGAGAGAGGGCUGCGAACUUAUCCCAAGUCUAAAAGACUUCGAUCCCUUCGGCGACCAGAAGAAACAAGCGUUCGAGGAUGGAAAAGAGGCUAUGUGCAUGGUCGCGACGCAGUUGAUGCCCUUGUUGUCUCCCAGUGAUAAGGACAAACGGAAACAGGACUUCAUGACUAUACUGAAGAUCUGCCUCUGGUCCAAUAAAUGUGAUCUUUCACUAUCCGUUGGUGAGCCUGUGUCUUUGGUGUCUGGCGAAAAGGGAAAAGACCCGUCUCAAAUGCCCGCUGUAGACCCCUUCCAAAUGGUCCUCGAUUUUAAAGAUAAGUUGCUAGCGGACGACACGGCCAAAAUAGCUGACCAGGUGGUGGCCAAAGCAGAGGCCAUCGAGAAAGCGAUAGCUAACAACACCGUGUUCAAAGCCAAGUGCAGUUGUCACAGAUUGGCCAAGCUUGGCGGAACACGAAUUUGCAUGGACGAGGCACAAAAAGAGGCUCUAGCCCAAGCGGCAGCCGAUAAAGCCAACAAGGGCAAAGGCAAGGGCGCGCCGCCGCCGCCCCCGGAGCCGGCGGAGGCCGAGCAGGCCGAGCCGCCGCCGCCUGUACCGUGCCCAGCUAAAGUUCUAGUCCCCAGCGCCGUGCAGUUCGAUAUCGUGUGCGACAAUGCAGGUUUCGAGCUUUUCGCUGACUUGUGUCUAGCGACCUGGUUGGUUGAACAGAAGAUUGUACAAAAGGUACGAUUCUACGUGAAGAAAAUACCGUGGUUCGUCUCGGACGUUACGCCGAAAGACUUUACAGAGUUGAUCCAGAUGUGCUGCAAUACACAAUACAGCCGGCAGGCGCCUCCGCCCGAGCUUAAAAAGCCACUGGCCGAAGGCGAGGCGCCCCCGCCGGGCACGAGCGUCACGUCGGCCGAGCUGCAGGGCCUCGGCAAGAAGUUCCAGCGGUACUACGACGACGGGGUAUUCGUUGUGUCGUGCGAAGACUUCUGGACAUCUCCCCACGUAUUCAAAGACAUGAAGAAGUACGACUACUGGUUGUACCGCAAGCUGCAAUACGCUGUGGCAGUCCUCUUCAAGGGAGACCUGAACUAUAGAAAACUACUGGGCGAGAGAAAUGUGCCGCCCAUUACACCACUGUUACAAGCUCUGCAAGGUUUCCAACCGGCACCUUUGAUCGCGUGUCGCACGGUCAAGUGCGAUCUGAUCUGCGGCUUGAAGAAAGGCAGAUCGGAACAACUCUUCAAGGUGGAUCCUAAGUGGAUGCAGACUGGGGACUACGGGGUGAUCCAGUUCUGCCCGAAGGCGGAGCCGCUGAAGGUAGCCGACCGGCCGUGCAAGUACUACUGCGCCGAGUGCCUCGGCCUCACCUGUCCCGACGAGGAGCCCUUCUGGUGAUUCCGGGUGAGCUUUUAGAUAUCGCUUCGUACUCUUUUUUAUAUAAAAAUCAGUGCAAUUUAGUUUUACUCACAAUCGAUCAAGUUCAUGUUUUGGCAAUUUAAAUUAUAUACCAUGUUGUAGAUAAAAUAUUUUAAUUUAAAA
Messenger RNA from Cydia pomonella (codling moth), 2223 nucleotides. RefSeq names its product damage-control phosphatase ARMT1-like. NCBI's taxonomy places the organism in Eukaryota, Metazoa, Arthropoda, Insecta, Lepidoptera, Tortricidae. Gene Ontology annotation, molecular function: phosphatase activity. Gene Ontology annotation, cellular component: nucleus; cytoplasm. The coding region runs from base 142 to 2079 and encodes 645 amino acids. The transcript is spliced from 17 exons. The record is from RefSeq and is a predicted model, not a curated record. Gene Ontology annotation, biological process: DNA damage response.